AUGGCCCUCGGCAAAACUGAUGUGCAAAAACAAGCAGAAGAAGAGUUCAAUAAUGAGAAAGGUCAUCCUGUGCAAACCCAGAGACUAAAGAUUAUGGAAUACCAUGAGAAGAAAGAAAAGCAGACAGAGCAGCAGAAAAAAAUUCCUAUGUCCAAUCUGAUGAAUCAAGCCAGACUCAAAGCCCUCAAAGUGAGAGAGGACCUUAUUACAGACCUACCAAAUGAAGCAAAACAGAGACUCAGCAAGUUGGUAAAAGGUACCAUCAGGCACCAAGUGCUGCUGGAUGGACUGGUCCUCCAGAGUACAUACCAGUUAUUGGAGCCCCAGAUUCUUUGUUGCUGGAAACAGGAUUUCCUGCUGGUAAAGGCUGCAGUACAAAAAGCUAACCCUACGUACAAAAUAGCCACCAAAAAAGAUGUUGAUGUCAGUAUUGAUCAGGAGGCCUACCUGCCUAAGAAGAUAGAUGGUGGAGUUGAAAUCUAUAAUGAGAAUCAUAAAAUAAAGUUUUUCAAUACCCUAGAAAGCCCGCUAGAUCUCAUAGCUCAGCAGAUGAUGCCAGAAGCACAGGGAACCUUGUUUGGUGAAAACGCCAAGAAGUUUUUGGACUAA
Pteronotus mesoamericanus is the source of this 609-nucleotide messenger RNA. Its product is annotated as V-type proton ATPase subunit E 1-like. Bases 1 to 609 code for a protein of 202 amino acids. Gene Ontology annotation, cellular component: proton-transporting two-sector ATPase complex, catalytic domain. Lineage: Eukaryota; Metazoa; Chordata; Mammalia; Chiroptera; Mormoopidae. The transcript has 2 exons. The record is from RefSeq and is a predicted model, not a curated record. Gene Ontology annotation, molecular function: proton-transporting ATPase activity, rotational mechanism. Gene Ontology annotation, biological process: proton transmembrane transport.